Cryptomeria japonica (Japanese cedar) is the source of this 2957-nucleotide messenger RNA. Its product is annotated as auxin efflux carrier component 1a. Gene Ontology annotation, biological process: auxin export across the plasma membrane; auxin polar transport. The record is from RefSeq and is a predicted model, not a curated record. Gene Ontology annotation, cellular component: plasma membrane; endoplasmic reticulum. NCBI's taxonomy places the organism in Eukaryota, Viridiplantae, Streptophyta, Pinopsida, Cupressales, Cupressaceae. Gene Ontology annotation, molecular function: auxin efflux transmembrane transporter activity. Bases 772 to 2697 code for a protein of 641 amino acids. The transcript is spliced from 7 exons.
UAAAGAUCUAAUCUUGUCUUGCUAAUAACUCCACUGCAACUUUUGCAUUAUUCAUUUGAACAAAAAACUGUCAUGAAGAUGAUCUGAAGAUAUUCAUCAGUGGAUCUUGGAUUCUUGAUGGUUGGUCAUAGUUUUCUGUGGGGUUAGGAGUGCUUAUUUCUUUUGAUAACAGGCAGGUCUAAUAAUAGCUUGUACGAACCGAGAAAGGCCCACAAUGAGGGCCUCAAAUUCUCUGUCAAAAUGAUUUCUGGUCAAUUGCGUAGCACGUAAUUCUUCUUCCCAGACAUUGUGCUGAAUUUCGCUUUUUGACAUCCUGCAAAUUUAUGUCUUCUAUACAGAAAGUCUCUACGUUUGUUCUUGCUUUCGUCAACGCCCCUUCACAUCAUAACCCACUGACAGCAGUGAAAGAUGCUAUUUCUAUUGAAUAUUUAGUCUAUAUAUUCAUUUCCGCUGAUUCUGUCUCUACAGUGUGGGCGGUUUAAAUUUAUUGGGGCAAGGGAAGUAAACAAUCUCUUGGAGAUCAGAGCUAUUGGCUCUUAUAGAAAAUGCCCAUCUGAAAAUGAGAGCUAUGGAUUCUCCUAGACAAAGAAAAAGUAUAAGUAGCUUUCUUACGUAGCAAGGCAAGCAUGUAGCAGGUUAUUGAGCUUAGCUUGGCUUCCAUCAAACUCUGUGAUCUAUUAUCAGAAAGAAGAGAGAAAAAAAUAAAAUAAAAUGAUUAAUUUUUGCUGAAGUUUGGCAAAUUAGUUUCUUCUCUCUUUGAAAGAUAGAAAGAUGAUUACUGCUAAGGACUUAUACAAUGUGCUAACUGCAGUUGUACCGCUGUAUGUGGCGAUGAUUCUGGCAUAUGGGUCUGUGAAGUGGUGGAAAAUUUUUACUCCUGAUCAGUGCUCUGGAAUAAACCGUUUUGUUGCCAUUUUUGCAGUUCCCCUGCUGUCUUUUCAUUUUAUCUCCACCAACAAUAUAUAUGCCAUGAAUUACAGAUUCAUUGCUGCAGAUUCCUUGCAGAAGGGUAUUGUAUUGCUGGUGCUGGGCGUUUGGGCAAAGUUUGCAAAGAGGGGGAGCUUGGAAUGGAUGAUUACCUUGUUUGCCUUGUCUACACUGCCCAAUACUCUGGUGAUGGGGAUUCCCCUGCUCAAGGGCAUGUAUGGGGAAUUCUCUGGUAGCUUAAUGGUGCAGGUAGUGGUUUUGCAGAGUGUUAUCUGGUAUACCCUCAUGAUGGUGUUGUUUGAGUACAGAGGAGCUAAAAUACUUAUAAUGGAGCAGUUUCCUGAAUCUGGUGCUGAAAUUACUUCAUUAAAGGUGGACUCUGACAUUGUUUCUUUGCAUGGAAGAGAGCCUCUGCAGACUUUUGCUGAGGUGCGGGGAAAUGGGAAGCUUCGAGUAACUGUCAGCAGAUCUAGAUCACAGGGAUUUGGAUCUCUUCCUUCUCUCACUCCCAGGGCUUCCAAUCUGACAGGUGCAGAGAUCUUUUCUCUCCAGUCCUCCUGCAAUCCUACCCCGAGAGGCUCCAGCUUCAAUCAUGAUUUCUACACCACAUUCUCUGGAAGUCACAGAGGAGCUACUAAUAUGAGUCCCAGGCAUUCAAAUUAUCAGUCUGCAGAUAUGUAUUCUUUGAAUUCUUCCAGAGGACUCACGCCCAGAAAUUCUAAUUUUGAGGAGGAAGGAUCUAGAGGAUCAAACUAUGGGCGCUUUGGGCCUCAUCAUUCUAUUUCCAUGCCUCCUUACCGACUUAGGCCACAGAAAAGCUUGGGCAGAAGUAUGACUGGUGUAACAGAGUCAUAUCCUUCUCCAAACCCUGGAAUUUUGUCCCCAGAUGAUUGCAAGACGGCUAAAACAGAUGAAGUCAAUCCAUCAGUGAAUCAAAAUCCCAACGAGGCUAACAAGGAAGUGCAUAUGUUGGGUAGGAGUUCAGGCCCUUCGACCAUAUCUGAAGCAAACCAGCUUGAAGAAGCUGCAGAUAACAGUGGUAGAAGUGAUCCCAAAGCUGAGCCUUUAGAGCACCAUUUCACUGAGAGCAAAGGCAUGGUACAGGAGUCCAGUGGAUCAUAUCAAGAAUUUGCUUCCAGUCCAGCAAAGAAGGGUAUUAUUUCAGAUGUAGAAAUGGCGAGCCCCAAUUCUAAAUUGGGUUCUAGUGUUUCUCUAGACGAGCAAGGGAAGAAGCAGAUGGAAGCAAGCAAAAGUGCAGUAAAAAUGCCACCUGCUAAAGUGAUGACAAGGCUUAUUUUUGUCAUGGUGUGGAGAAAACUCAUCAGAAAUCCCAACACCUAUGCUUGUAUAUUAGGUCUAACAUGGUCGCUUGUGGCUUACAGGUGGAAUAUCAAAAUGCCAAAAUUGGUGUACGGUUCAAUUGCCAUUUUAUCUGAUGCCGGUCUGGGCAUGGCCAUGUUUAGCUUGGGAUUGUUCAUGGCACUUCAACCAAGAAUCAUAGCCUGUGGGAAAUCAGUUGCAGCCUUUGCAAUGGCAGUUAGAUUUAUAACUGGUCCAGCUGUAAUGGUAGCUGCAUCCAUUCCCAUUGGGCUCAGAGGCAAACUGCUGCAUGUGGCCAUUGUGCAGGCAGCACUUCCUCAAGGCAUAGUUCCAUUUGUUUUUGCCAAGGAGUACAAUGUACAUCCUGAAAUUCUAAGCACAGCGGUGAUAUUUGGAAUGCUGAUUGCAUUACCAAUAACAGUACUUUAUUAUCUCCUCAUGGGCCUAUGACAAAGUAAAUUAUGUGUGUGUAUUCUGUAAUUUGGACCCUGUGUAUCUUAUCCAUUGAUACACAAUAAUUAAUCUGAGAGUCUUAUCCAGUUCUACAGUAUCUAUGUAUUGCACUAUACCAUAUCUUGGACGGUAUAUGCAAUGCAUGGGACCAAGGGAGGACGUGUGUUCUAGUUUGUACAAGCUGCCAAAGCUUCAUCAAUGUUUGAUAUUUAUACGUGUGUUUUCAAUUUCAAAAGAAACAAAGUUUUCUUUAAUAA